Molecule: messenger RNA, 1131 nt
Organism: Malus domestica (apple)
Lineage: Eukaryota; Viridiplantae; Streptophyta; Magnoliopsida; Rosales; Rosaceae
Source: RefSeq, a predicted model, not a curated record
ACAUCCCUUCUGGCACGUUGCAAUCUCUAUGUCUCUACCUAUAAGAAGAAAGAGAAUUUUCAUGGUUUCCAUAGUUUCAUAGUUUCUGCUCACACUUCCCAUCUCUUUGAAUCUUGUUCUCUUUACCAUUUAUACAAGUUCAUCGAGGCGGUUCGAGUUGGAGUUUUGUCAGGGGCCUUGUUCUUAAACUCCCCUUAUAUAAUCAUCCAGGCAGGCAUGGGCAUUAAGGAGGAUGUGGAGAGUGAUGUGCAGGAGGGAGUAAGAGUGCCACUCAUGGCCGAAGGAGACGAAUCAGCUGGUGGAAGCAGCGGAGGGAAUCUAUGGAUGGUUUAUCUCAGCACAUUUGUUGCAGUUUGUGGCUCUUAUGAGUUCGGAUGCUGUGUCGGUUAUUCUUCGCCUACUCAGUCUGCAAUCCGGGAAGAUCUCAGUUUAUCAUUAUCAGAGUAUUCAGUGUUUGGCUCCAUUUUGACAUUUGGUGCAAUGAUAGGAGCUAUCACUAUUGGGCCAAUCACCGAUUUUCUUGGCCGAAAAGGGGCCUUGAGAGUGUCUUGUGCUUUCUGUGUUGCAGGUUGGCUUGCUAUUUACUUCUCCAAGGGCGCUUGGUCGUUGGACAUUGGGAGACUGCUAACAGGGUACGGAAUGGGAGCCUUUUCUUAUGUGGUACCUAUUUUCAUAGCUGAAAUUGCACCCAAAAGCCUUCGAGGAAGAUUGACUGCUGCAAAUCAGUUAAUGAUCGUAACUGGAGUGUCUGUUUCCUUCAUAAUCGGGGUAGUAGUAAGUUGGCGGACAUUAGCAUUAAUUGGACUUAUUCCCUGCGCCGUGACACUUUUUGGUCUCUUUUUCAUUCCCGAGUCUCCAAGAUGGUUGGCAAAGACAGGACGCCAGGAAGAUUUUGAAGCUGCGCUGCAGAAACUGCGUGGAAAAGAUGCUGACAUAUCUCAUGAAGCAGCAGAAAUCCAGGAUUAUAUUGUGACUCUUGAUUCCCUCCCUAAAGCCAAAUUGCUGGAUUUGUUUCAAAGGAGAUACUGGCGCUCACUCAUUAUCGGAAUUGGGCUGAUGGUCUGUCAACAACUGGGUGGAAUCAACGGAGUCUGUUUCUAUGUCAGCGAUAUUUUCGAACAAGCANGCUCU